AUGCCUUUACGCAAAAUAUUGCUUGGGCUUCCCAGCCCAGGCGAGUACCGUGCCCGCGAAGUGGAAGAUGUGGGUCGUUCAUUACGCGAUGGAAAGGAGAAGAAAUAUUGGAGGGUUGGUUGGAUAUUGCCCGCUCCCUGUCGGAACAGCAAAAGGAACAAGCCACUAACGAGGAGUUCGCUACACAUGGACCGGAUCUCCACCCCUUUACUCGCAUCCUUUGUCUCCCGUAUCAAGGGCCUGAAGCCCCCCGUGCUACCAUGUUUAGAAAGCACCAUUCUAUCCAGGGUGUUCGAAUAUCUUUCUCUGGUAGACAGAGCUUGUCUUACUCUUAGCUGCAAAGCAUUCUUCAGACUAUUCGGCGCGGUUUUGAAGCAAGUCGAGUUUGCCUUCCCACGUCUUUUGCAAAUUCGGAUUCCUAUACUAUGCGUGAACAGUGAGGAUGUGCCACGAAACCAGCUCCUUCUUCGCCUUGAGGAUUACUACUGGGCAUAUUGCGGGAAGUGCUUGAAGCUCCAUCCACGGCAUGAGUUUAAGGAAUACGCACUUCAUAAUCCACCUAUACAGAGGCGUUGCAUAAAAGGAGCUGGUAUCGUGGAUAUAUGUCCAUGUACUGCGUGGACAGUUCGAGAACGAGAACGUUGUGUGAAAAUUCUCAAAUCACCUAAGCCUCCUUCCAAAUCUCGAAUUCGCCAAUUUGAAUUUGAACGUGAUGGGCAGCCACGAUACACUCACCAUUGCUCGUUCAGCAGUGGAGACGACUGGACUGUCCAAGCUGCUUUCGUUUUGACCGUCGACAAUCACAAUAUGUUGGGUCUACAUGCUCGCUAUACAAUAGAAUUUUCCUCCCCAAAAACCUAUCUCACGGCGGAGCCAGCCUUUUACUGCCCUCACCAUACCCUGGCUUCUAUGAUCAAGAUGAAUGACCCCAGACAACGAUGUUUCCAGUGCCAUACUGUAGCCAUCAAACAAGAUGCGCCAUCCAAAGAUAGGAAAAAGAUUGGGGUGACCGUAGUACGGCCCCUAGGCAAAUGUGAUAAAGCUGCAGAUUCCUUCUGGCUCGGGAAUUGUCGCCUCACUGGGGUCCACUUGCGAGAAAACGAUGUGUACUGGUCUCAGUCGAAGCAACUACGCAGAGAGAUGCAAAGCGUAUAUGGCUUAUGGGAAUGUCGAUACCUUCUAGCCCAGGCGCAAGCAACUUUGGAAAAUGCCCGCACAGAACUUAUCUUCAAGCAACGUGCUGGCAAGUUCAAAGUACCCCAAAAUGAAUGGGAUGAAAUGGACCCUCGUUCCAUGGCGGCUCACUUUGCUAAGAAUUUUUGUAAGGCAGGUUCCUCGAAUUAUAUACAUUGA
Molecule: messenger RNA, 1353 nt
Organism: Penicillium soppii
Lineage: Eukaryota; Fungi; Ascomycota; Eurotiomycetes; Eurotiales; Aspergillaceae
Exons: 2
Coding region: 1-1353 (450 amino acids)
Source: RefSeq, a predicted model, not a curated record